Hydra vulgaris (swiftwater hydra) is the source of this 2756-nucleotide messenger RNA. The record is from RefSeq and is a predicted model, not a curated record. NCBI's taxonomy places the organism in Eukaryota, Metazoa, Cnidaria, Hydrozoa, Anthoathecata, Hydridae.
UAACAUUGUUUAAGAUAUAAUUAUAAUUGAGAACAACGACUAACUUUUGUUUAUGUUAGUUUCUUAUGCAUUCUAUGAAAUUUUAAAGAAACACUGGUAUUUCAAAGAUAAAAACUUCUUAUCAGUGGUUGAAAUUGUAAUUCACUUACAUAUUCGUUUGAAGUUGUUAAUGUACACACAAAAGGUAGGAUUUUGCUAACCUUUUUCUUUCCUACAUUAUGUCCACAAUAAGCUUACCUUGCCAGGCCCCAGGAUGCAAUGUCGUCAUUGAAGGUCCCAGCGAAGCAAUUGCAAUUGCAUUAUUCAACAGUCACCAGCUUCACCAUCCUCCAAACUCGAUUGACACUCAUUCAGCCUUCUCAAAACACAAGGCACCUAAAAUGGAUCGCCCCCACAUCGGUCAGGAUAUCUCAGAAGAAGAGUGGGCAAACUUUAUUAGUCGCUGGACAUUGUUUAAGAGAUGUACAGACAUCAGACAAGAAGAGAUGACAGCACAGCUGUUUCAGUGCUGUGAGGACGACCUUGGAAAUCAACUCCUAAAAGAAAAUCCCAUGAUAAUUAAUGAAAACGAUGAGGCAUUUCUAAAAGCAAUGAAAAAACUGGCCGUUAUCCCAGUAGCCACUUGCGUCAGAAGAGCAGAACUCCUUCAAAUGAGACAGGGACACAACGAAAGUAUUCGGUCAUUCUAUGCAAAACUGAAAGGCAAGGCUGCUACUUGCAACUACACUGUUCAAUGCCACUGCCACCCACAAACAACUGUUGAUUUUACCGAUGUUAUCAUACGAGACAUUGUUGUUGCUGGGCUAUCAGCUACUGACAUCCGCAAAGACGUACUUGGAUGGGUCUCCCUUGACACAGCCUCCGUCACAGAUAUCAUUGCUUUUAUAGAGGGUAAAGAAAUGGCACGAAAUGCACUAGGCUGUAGUUCAACAACAGCAAGUGUAUCAACUUUCAGGAAACAAAACAAGAGCAAUACACAGAGUAGUAAAGGGACCAAUAUAACAGCCAAAUGUCCAGAUUGCUCAGAAUCUUACAGUUUAUUUACAGAAACAUCCAGAGGAUGGAACAAAAAACCCCACAAGCUGUGUCUAGACUGUUGGAAGAAGCUCAGAUCUCGCACUUCUAAAAUUAACAACAGAAUCAUCCCAAAUGAUAAGAAAUCGAAUGCAACCAAAGAUGCUGAGGCAGGCGGACUUGUGUUAAAGUUAAGUGCAAUUGAGCAUUCAAAUAAAAAAAUUAGAUCACAAAUGAAGACCAAUGUGAAACGACCAUGCACAGGAAUAAACCAUCACAUAUUUACCCAUGAUGGAUGGGCCACAGCUCAAUUGCUUGUUCAUCCUACAAUUCAGCUGCGUGUGACUACUAACAAAUCAGACUAUGUCGCAUUUGGUAUUCCAUUUCCUCCUAUUAUACCAAAAUAUAUACAAGUUAUUACAGAUACCGGUGCACAGUCCUGCUUAUGGUCUAGGAAAGGGUUUGACAGUGCAGGCUUUAAUGCAAACAAUUUAAUACCUGUGAAACAUAGCAUGUCGGCCGCAAAUAAAACCCAAUUUCGUAUAGAUGGUGCAAUUCUUUUACGUCUCGAAGGACGACAACCUAAUGGACACAAAGUUGAAUGUGCAGUAAUGGUUUAUAUAAGUCCAGACGCAAACGGAUUCUACCUAUCUAAAGAAGCAAUGACCCAACUGGGUAUCAUCUCUAAGGACUUUCCAGAGAUAGGCAGUGCCCUCCACGGAGCUAUUAACUCAGGCCCUAUAACUAUAGGGACCAAAACAUCCAGUGAAAAUAAUAGCUCACACGUGUGCAAUUGCCCCAAAAGAAGUCUCCCAGCAGGUACACCCACCAAACUUCCAUUUGUCUGCUGUCCUGAAAACAACGAACGGAUGAAAGCGUGGCUCCUUGAAAGAUACUCUGCUUCAACAUUCAACACAUGUCCACACCAGAUUUUACCUGAUAUGGAGGGACCUCCAAUAAGUAUUUUAAUUCAAGAAAAUGCCAAACCAGUUGCAGCAUUUACUCCAGCCACCAUACCAAUCCAUUGGCAAGACCAGGUGGAAAAGGAUUUAAUUCGUGAUGAAACUCUUGGAGUCAUUGAAAAGGUACCUCUAGGAGAACCUACAACAUGGUGUCAUAGAAUGGUUAUCACACGUAAGCAUGACGGUGGGCCUCGUCGCACUGUUGAUCUAUCUCCUCUAAACAAGUACUGCUACAGAGAAACUCAUGCAAUGAAAUCGCCUUUCCAACUAGCUCGUUCAGUCCCAAGAAAUUCAUGGAAAACUGUAACCGACGCAUGGAAUGGUUAUCAUAGCAUCCCGAUACGGGUUGAAGACAGGAAUCUUACCACCUUCAUUACUCCUUUUGGGCGCUACAGAUACAUCCGAGCUCCUCAAGGUUUUGUAUCUAGUGGGGAUGGCUACAACAGACGUUUCGACGAAAUUUUAGCAGACUUUAUUGGCAAACAAAGAUGUGUAGAUGACACCAUCCACUACGAUGACGACCUAGUCAAACAUUGGUGGCGGACAAUCGAAUUUCUUGAGCUUGUUGGCAAAGCUGGGAUCAUUUUGAACCCACAAAAAUUCCAAUUUGCUAAAAGAAUAGUGGAUUUUGCAGGUUUCAGAAUAUCUGAAAAUGGAGUUGAACCACUACCUAAAUAUAUCGAUGCCAUGAAAUUGCUAACACACGACUUUUCCGACUAAAACAGAGAACUUUGCCAUGGAAAUUUACCAUCCAACAUCAACCUGGAAAAACAAACCUGG